Messenger RNA from Gymnodraco acuticeps, 3633 nucleotides. RefSeq names its product ATP/GTP binding protein-like 2 (gene agbl2). The transcript has 22 exons. Gene Ontology annotation, molecular function: metallocarboxypeptidase activity; zinc ion binding. Lineage: Eukaryota; Metazoa; Chordata; Actinopteri; Perciformes; Bathydraconidae. The record is from RefSeq and is a predicted model, not a curated record. Gene Ontology annotation, biological process: proteolysis. The coding region runs from base 409 to 3357 and encodes 982 amino acids.
CACUCCUGCUAGCCGCUAUGCUUUCGCUCUUAUCUUGUGUCUAUAAAAGGAAGUUAAGCUUGUGUAUUUGAAAUGUAAGCUAGGUAAGUGUCUGCCACUCAUUGAUAACAUUUCAGAGAGCUGAGAUAUGCUAUCUAUUAAUUGACGUAGCUAAAGAAAAUGUUAGCAACUACAAAACAAUGUUUACGCGCGUGUCACUAUUCAUGAGUGUGGAAGUGGCGACCAAGCAUCUGUAGUUAACAUGCGGAAUUCAUGCAUACAAAAAACAGAAAGUAAGGUAGUAGCGUUAACGCCAUGUAACGGGAUAAGGAAGACUUUUAUUCCGGCAUUUUACUUCGAGCAGAAAGGCAACAGACGAUGUGAGAAAUCCACUCAGCAUCUCUCAUUCUGGCAGAGAAAAGACCAACCAUGGCCGUCUCUGCCAUCAGGAAUUGGUGGAAUACCCACCAGUUGGACAAAUCUGACACCAAUGACUCCAACACAGAAGAAGACGAGGAGGAAUUAACAGGGAGGAGGCAGUUAACUAUAAACUUAAGUCAGACUCUGCGGACUAGGCAGCUGCUCGUAGACUUUGAUGGCGGCCGGCCUGUUUUGAGUCUCAGGGCACCGCUGGACCUGGUUAGCUUCCCAUCCAUCUCCUGCCCCCGGUGGCCCAUAGAGUGUGAGGUCAUCAAUGACAUCAUCCAACACAUAGAGUGGGACCCCCCAGAGCCAGAGCCUUUCUACAAGGCCACAGGACAUGAGAGGACCCCCAUACCAGCAGGAGAUGAGAGGGGCAAAGUGGUGUACUGCAUUGACCAUGCCACCAAGCGUCCCUUCUUCUCCUGCUCCCGUGUCGGAGGAAACAGGGGGCCCAUUAAGAGCGCCACUUCAUAUGACAAUCAGACAGACUUCACCCUUGAGUUUGAGUCACGCUUUGAGAGUGGAAACCUCCAGAAGGCGGUGCAAGUGGGAGUCUAUGACUAUGAGCUCACCCUGCACACAGACUUGUACACCAGGAAGCACACGCAGUGGUUUUACUUCAGGGUCAGGAACAUGAAGGCUGGAGUGCCAUACCGCUUCACUAUCGUCAACUUGAUGAAGAGCAGCAGCCUGUAUGUUCAGGGUAUGAGACCACUCCUCUACUCAGAGAGGGCCGCCAAAGAGAAAGGUGUUGGAUGGCAACGCACCGGCGCCAAUAUCAGAUACUACCGCAACUGCCAGCAGGUAGAGGAAGACAACAACAGUGACACGCCCCCCCUGUUCUCACUCACCUGGACUCUCCAGUUCCCUUCUGACUCUGACACCUGCUACUUGGCCCACUGCUACCCCUACACCUACUCCCACCUGCAGCGCUACCUGAGGCGCGUCUCUUCCAACCCAGCCUUCGCGUCAUACUGUUCACUGAGGGUGCUGUGCCACAGCCUCGCUGGAAAUGCUGUGUAUGUGGUGACGAUAACGUCCCGGGCGGGCAGCAGGGUGGAGGGUAGGACUAAGAAGGCCGUGGUGGUGACGGCCCGAGUGCACCCUGGAGAAACCAACGGGUCCUGGAUGAUGGAGGGGUUCCUAGACUUCCUGCUCGGGGACUCAGAGGAUGCUCAGCUACUCAGGGACACUUUUGUUUUUAAGGUGGUGCCGAUGCUGAACCCAGAUGGUGUGAUCGUGGGUAAUUACCGCUGCUCUCUGGCAGGCAGGGACCUGAACAGAAACUACAAGACACUGCUCAGGGACUCCUUCCCCUGUGUGUGGCACACCCUAAACAUGGUGGAAAGGCUGAUGGCUGAGAUGGAUGUCGUUCUUUACUGUGACUUUCAUGGACACAACCGUAAAAACAAUGUCUUUAUGUACGGAUGUAACAACCGAGGUGACGCCUCGCUGAAGCUUCAUGAGAGACUCUUUCCACUGAUGAUGAGCAAGAAUGCCGGUGAUAAGUUCUCUUUUAAGAGUUGUAAGUUUCGGGUUCAGAAGAGCAAAGAGGGAACCGGACGAAUCGCCAUGUGGAGACUCGGCAUCAAAAACAGCUACACCAUGGAGGCCACCUUCGGAGGCUCCACUCUGGGCGACAGGAGAGGAACACAUUUUACUACUCAAGACCUGAAGUCCCUCGGCUUCUACUUUUGUGACACCCUGCUGGACUACUGUGACCCAGAUCCAACAAAGCUGUCUUUUGUGUUAUCCCUGUGCUUUUUUCUUCAGACCACUUACUGUCUGUCAGAGCUGGCAGCGUUGUUUAAGAAGCAGGUCAGCGAGAGGCUGGGCAAAGAUCUGGGCACUGAAUGUAACUUUUCUGUGUCUGACCUGGAAAGCAGCACCAGUGGUUCAAAUAGUUCUGAUUCCGACGGACUCCCAGCUCAUUUGAUGAACCAUACAGAGCAGACUCCAGUGAAGAAGAAAAAUAAACGCUUGAGGAGUUGUAAAGAGAGGAACAGGCUGCGACCAGAGGAAGGGAGGAGUAAAGAACAGGCCAAAGUUCUGCAAUGCAGCACAACCAAUAUUGGUUCCAACCUGCCACGAGAGGGCACUGUUAAAGAGGAGAGGCCUGUUGGAAGACACAGGAAAACAUGGCAGGUGAAUGGCCUGAUAAAGAAAGCUGUGAUCCCGUCUCACUUCACCCACCCAGGGGAGGUCAGUCAUGUGACUCUGUGGCAGGGCAGCGAGCCUGUCAAGGAGUAUGAAAACAUGAAAUCGGCAUUGAGCGUAAAAGAAUGUCCACAUCUCAGCACAUACAGGACUGUGGCCACUAGCACAGGACAGUGGAGAUGCUCCUCUCAGCUGCUGCACCUGAGUGCCGUCCUUCCUCAGUCUCCAAAUGUCCUGCAUCCCAACAACCGACAGAAUCGCUGCCCCAGACAAUCCUUGGUCGCCUAUAAUGUCUACAGAGGUUUGCCACCUUCCCUUACAGCGCCCGACAGGUCUUCCAUGUACCUCAAGAUGGUUCCAGACAUUGUUCCAACCAAACGCUUGCUGUCAAAUUUCCCAGCUGACACUCUGCACACUUUCCGAGACAGAAACUUAGAAAGUUCCUUUGUGCCUGAGGAUUCCUUCCUCUCACACACAGACACAACAAACACCAAGCAGCAGAGCGAGGAAGAAGAUUCCCCAGAAGUAGGUUUCUCACUGAUGAGAUGUUUGCCCCUGGGAGAACGGAAGCAGAGAGAAACUGAAUCGCGCAGCAGAUUAUUUGUGCCUUUUCUGAGAGACACAGACCUGAGAGGGAAAAGAUACUGCAAAGAGACCGUGGAGGACAAGAGGCACCUGGGUGUUUUAUCCCCUGCUUCAAAGCCUUCAGGCCUCAUGCAGAUGGUGCCUAAGCGUCCACAGAGUGACUCCCUCCGUAGUUUUCAGACUAAUAAGGACAUCAGGCACUAUCAGAUAUGAAAGACAAUGGUGACACUGUCCCCACAUUCUGCCUCACUGUAGGGUGGGAUGUUUAUACAUUUGGAACUACAGAUUCAACUUUUUUUUUUUUUAAAGGUUCAUUCAUUCAACAGACGAAAAUACUAUGUUUAUGACCUCCUUCACACAGAUAUCAUAAUGCAAGUUAAACUACUAAUGUGGCAUUCAUAUGGCAACCUUUGUUCAAUGAUGGUUACACAAUGCUGGUCUUGUGUCUGCCAUACGUUGCAUUAGUUGCCUAAUAAAUGAUACACAGGC